Molecule: messenger RNA, 1788 nt
Organism: Oryza brachyantha (malo sina)
Lineage: Eukaryota; Viridiplantae; Streptophyta; Magnoliopsida; Poales; Poaceae
Product: probable pyruvate, phosphate dikinase regulatory protein, chloroplastic
Exons: 4
Coding region: 138-1547 (469 amino acids)
Cellular component (GO): chloroplast
Molecular function (GO): ATP binding; phosphotransferase activity, phosphate group as acceptor; protein serine/threonine kinase activity
Source: RefSeq, a predicted model, not a curated record
ACGCUGCGCCUCGCAACACCACCGAAGCGUCGUCCAACACGAAGCGAAAAAGAGGGGGAGGAAAAAAAAAAUCUGUCGUACGGUCGCGGGUACGCAGCUCAGAGCAGCCAGCCAGCAGCAGCAUAGGGGAACCAAGGAUGUCGUCGUCGUCGCCGACGUCGCCGCGGCUCGGGUCGAUGAUAAGCGCCAAGCUGGCGUCGCCGCCGCCGUCGCUGCUCCUCCCGCCGUCCCCUCGCCUCCAGGGCCGCCGCCUGAUGACGCCCUCGUGCCUGCCGGCCGCCGACACCGCGCUGCCGAGCCCCGGGCCGGACAAAGAGCCGGGGGAGAGGGAUGCGGCGGCGGCCACCACCAACACCACCACCCCGCGCUCCCCCGCGCAGCUCGGGAGCUCGCAGCUGAACCGGUGGUCGCGCGCGCGCGCGCACCGGUCCGGGCGGAGGCUGGAGUGGCCGACGAUACGGGACCGCGCGGCGCCGACGACCCCGACCAGGCAGCAGCCGUCGUCCGACGAGGCUGCGGCCGCGGCGGCGAAGGUGGCGGUGGAGGAGGAGUACAUGGACGACGGAGUGGUCGGGGUCGGGAGGGACGAGAAGGCGAAGUCGAUCUACAUGGUGUCCGACGGGACGGGGUGGACGGCGGAGCACUCCGUCAACGCCGCGCUCGGGCAGUUCGAGCACUGCCUCGUCGACCGCGGCUGCGCCGUCAACACUCACCUGUUCAACGGGGUUGAUGAUAUGGAUAGACUUAUUGAGAUCGUAAAGCAAGCAGCAAAAGAAGGAGCACUGCUUUUAUAUACUCUUGCUGAUCCUUCAAUGGCUGAGGCAACUAAGAAGGCCUGUGAGCUAUGGGGUGUUCCAUCCAAUGAUAUUCUUCGUCCUACUAUUGAAGCCAUAGCUUCCCAUAUUGGUGUUGCUCCAUCUGGAAUUCCACGAAGUUCUCCUAGCCGGAAGGGUCAACUUACUGAGGAUUACUUCCGACGAAUUGAAGCUAUUGAUUUCACCAUCAAACAAGAUGAUGGUGCUCAGCCACAGAACCUUAACCGUGCACACAUUGUACUUGUUGGUGUUUCACGUACCGGAAAGACACCAUUGUCAAUAUAUCUGGCUCAAAAAGGGUAUAAAGUGGCAAAUGUUCCAAUUGUGAUGGGAGUGAAUCUUCCAAAGUCCCUUUUUGAGAUUGAUCAAGACAAGAUUUUUGGAUUGACAAUAAACCCUGUGGUUCUUCAAGCAAUAAGGAAGGCUAGGGCCAAAACUCUAGGAUUUCAUGGGCAAAAGAGCAAUUAUGCCGAAAUGGAGCAUGUGAGGGGGGAAUUGGAUCAUGCCAAUCAAAUUUUCUCCCAGCAUCCUAUAUGGCCAGUCAUCGAAGUCACUGGAAAAGCCAUAGAGGAAACAGCUGCCGUCGUUGUGAGGAUAUUCCAUGACAGGAAACAGAAAUGCGCCAUGCCACGCAUAUCAAAACGGGUGGCUCCAAUUAGAGUCUACGAUUAUCUGUCAGAGAUGGUUAACACUCACGUUGAGUAUCAAAAGAUUUUUGCUAGGGACUUUUAAGUCUUGCAGCUGUGAAGUGAAUCCAAAAGUCUAAAAACCUACCUAGCCCUAUCCGGCAUUUUUCACGUCUCUUAUUAGGUUAGCAUUACCUGUGCAUAUAGAGGGUAUCUAUUCUUUUUGUAGAUCAUCACCACCUUGUGAGCUGUGUCAUAUUCUUUGUUCGUUCGUUUAACUCUUUUGUUUAAGUCAUGUACCACUCUUACAGAAAUGACAUAUGAGUAAAAGACAAUUCUUUCAAAUA